AUGGCCGGGCCAUGGCGGCGGGCGCAGGCUGCGUGCGACUGUGGGGCGCAGCGCGGUGCUGGGCACUCCGACGGCCACUUCUGGCCUCCGCGUGGGACGGGCCCCAACUGCCUCCGAAGCCUGGCUGUCCAGGGGCCGGCGAGCCUGCGACGCCUCUCUCCCCUGGCCGCUGCAGGGAGAAGCCCCGGGGCCCCUGGUCAGUGGCGGGGACUGUGGGAGGGCAGUAACCGCGGCGGCGGCAGCGGCUCGUUCUCGGGCAGUGAGGACGCCUCCGAGGGCGGCGCGGAGGACGGGGCCGCGGGCCCGGGGGGCAGCGCGGGCGGCGGAGAGGGUCCCGUGAUAACGGCGCUCACGCCCAUGACCAUCCCGGACGUGUUCCCGCACCUGCCGCUCAUCGCCGUCACCCGCAAUCCCGUGUUCCCGCGCUUUAUCAAGAUUAUCGAGGUCAAAAACAAGAAGCUGGUUGAGCUGCUAAGAAGGAAGGUUCGUCUUGCCCAGCCCUACGCCGGUGUCUUUCUGAAGAGAGAUGACAACAAUGAGUCUGAUGUGGUCGAGAGCCUUGACGAGGUCUACCAAACAGGGACGUUUGUCCAGAUCCACGAGAUGCAGGACCUCGGGGACAAGCUACGCAUGAUCGUCAUGGGCCACAGGAGGAUUCGCAUCAACAGACAGCUGGAGGUGGAGCCCGAGGAGCCAGAGGCCGAGAACAAGCAGAAGGCCCGGAGGAAGCUGAAGCGGGGCAGGAAGGAGGCCGAGGAUGACGGGAGUGCCAGGAGCCAGGCGGAGGUGGGGGUGGAGCCAGGCCUGAGCACCCCUCAGGAGGUGCUGAUGGUCGAAGUCGAGAAUGUCACCCACGAGGACUUCCAGGUCACAGAGGAGAUGAAAGCCCUGACUGCUGAGAUUGUGAAGACCAUACGGGACAUCAUUGCCUUGAACCCACUCUACAGAGAGUCAGUGCUGCAGGUGAUGCAGACAGGCCAUCGCGUGGUGGACAACCCCAUCUACCUGAGUGACAUGGGCGCCGCAUUGACUGGAGCCGAGUCCCACGAGCUACAGGAUGUCCUGGAAGAGACCAAUAUCCUCAACCGACUGUAUAAGGCCCUGUCCCUGCUCAAGAAGGAGUUUGAGCUGAGCAAGCUGCAGCAGCGCCUGGGCCGGGAGGUGGAGGAGAAGAUCAAGCAGACGCACCGCAAGUACCUCCUGCAGGAGCAGCUGAAGAUCAUCAAGAAGGAGCUGGGCCUGGAGAAGGACGACAAGGACGCCAUCGAGGAGAAGUUCCGCGAACGCCUCAAGGACCUGGUGGUCCCCAAGCACGUCAUGGAAGUGGUGGACGAGGAGCUGAGCAAGCUGGGCCUGCUGGACAACCACUCCUCCGAGUUCAACGUCACUCGUAACUACCUGGACUGGCUGACCUCCAUCCCCUGGGGCAAGUACAGCGACGAGAACCUGGACCUGGUGCGGGCCCAGGCCGUGCUGGAGGAGGACCACUACGGCAUGGAGGACGUCAAGAAGCGCAUCCUGGAGUUCAUCGCCGUCAGCCAGCUCCGUGGCUCCACCCAGGGCAAGAUCCUCUGCUUCUAUGGUCCCCCGGGUGUGGGCAAGACCAGCAUCGCCCGCUCCAUCGCCCGCGCCCUGAACCGCGAGUACUUCCGCUUCAGUGUCGGGGGCAUGACAGACGUGGCUGAGAUUAAGGGGCACAGACGCACGUACGUGGGGGCCAUGCCGGGGAAGAUCAUCCAGUGUCUGAAGAAGACCAAGACAGAGAACCCCCUGAUCCUCAUCGACGAGGUGGACAAGAUCGGCCGGGGUUACCAGGGUGACCCCUCCUCGGCUUUGCUUGAGCUGCUGGACCCGGAGCAGAACGCCAACUUCCUGGACCACUACCUGGACGUGCCUGUGGACUUAUCCAAGGUGCUGUUCAUCUGCACAGCCAAUGUCACCGACACCAUCCCUGAGCCGCUGCGGGACCGCAUGGAGAUGAUCAACGUUUCCGGCUACGUGGCCCAGGAGAAGCUGGCCAUCGCUGAGCGCUACCUGGUGCCUCAGGCUCGUGCCCUGUGUGGCCUGGAUGAGAGCAAGGCCAGGCUGUCCUCAGACGUGCUGACCCUGCUCAUCAAGCAGUACUGCCGGGAGAGCGGCGUCCGCAACCUGCAGAAGCAGGUGGAGAAGGUGUUACGGAAGUCAGCCUAUAAGAUAGUCAGCGGUGAGGCGGAGUCUGUGGAGGUGACGCCUGACAACCUGCAGGACUUUGUGGGGAAACCAGUGUUCACCGUGGAGCGCAUGUACGACGUGACGCCCCCCGGCGUGGUCAUGGGCCUGGCCUGGACCGCCAUGGGGGGCUCCACGCUGUUUGUUGAGACGUCCCUGAGGCGACCACAGGACAGGCACAGCCAGGAGGACAAGGAUGGGACCCUAGAGGUGACGGGCCAGCUGGGGGAGGUGAUGAAGGAGAGCGCACGCAUCGCCUACACCUUCGCCCGCGCCUUCCUGAUGCAGCAGGAGCCCAGCAACCAGUUCCUGGUGACCUCACACCUGCACCUGCAUGUGCCCGAGGGUGCUACCCCCAAGGACGGCCCCAGUGCUGGCUGCACCAUCGUCACCGCUCUGCUGUCCCUGGCCAUGAACCAGCCUGUGCGACAGAACCUGGCCAUGACAGGCGAGGUGUCCCUCACAGGCAAGAUCCUGCCUGUCGGUGGCAUCAAGGAGAAGACCAUCGCAGCCAAGCGGGCUGGUGUGACCUGCAUGGUCCUGCCAGCUGAGAACAGGAAGGACUUCCACGACCUGGCCACCUUCAUCACCGAGGGCCUGGAGGUGCACUUCGUGGAGCACUACCACGAGAUCUUCCACAUCGCCUUCCCCCAGGAGGAGCCACAGAGCCUGGCUGUGGAGCGGUGA
Molecule: messenger RNA, 2895 nt
Organism: Elephantulus edwardii (Cape elephant shrew)
Lineage: Eukaryota; Metazoa; Chordata; Mammalia; Macroscelidea; Macroscelididae
Gene: LONP1
Product: lon peptidase 1, mitochondrial
Biological process (GO): mitochondrion organization; chaperone-mediated protein complex assembly; protein catabolic process
Cellular component (GO): mitochondrial matrix
Molecular function (GO): serine-type endopeptidase activity; ATP hydrolysis activity; single-stranded DNA binding
Source: RefSeq, a predicted model, not a curated record